AUGGGGCCUCAGGAAAGCCCGUUCAAACCCAAUGUUCUCCGAGGGAAAAUCGUUCUGAUAACGGGUGGUGGCUCGGGAAUAGGCUUGGAGAUCUCGAGGCAGUUUGGCAGGCACGGCGCUAGGCUCGCCAUCAUGGGUCGGAGGGAGGCGGUGCUACGAGCAGCAGCAGACGAGCUAGCGAAGGAAGGAAUCGAGGCCUUGCCUGUCAUGGGCGAUGUGAGGCGAAAAGAAGAUGCACACAGUGCCGUGGCUGCUACAGUGGAGAGAUACGGCCGCCUAGACGUUCUCAUCAAUGGUGCAGCUGGAAACUUCCUGGCAGCUGCGGAAGACCUUUCUGUUAACGGCUUCCGAACAGUGCUUGACAUAGAUGCAGUGGGCACGUUCAACAUGUGCUUGGCUGCCAGGCCAUUCCUGCAGAGAGGGGCGCGAGGCAGGGCGGAGGAGGAGGGAGGCGGAUCCAUUAUAAACAUCAGCGCUACUCUGCAUUACACUGCUGCUUGGUACCAAGUGCACGUCAUGGCGGCUAAGGCUGCAGUGGAUGCAACCACCCGGUCCUUAGCCCUCGAGUGGGCCACAGACUACGGCAUCCGAACCAACGCGAUAGCUCCGGGGCCGAUAGGGUCGACGCCAGGCAUGGCGAAGCUGGCGCCAUCUGAGCUGGGAGUCGAUGCCGGGGAGCUGAACCCGAUGCAGCGCAUGGGUGAUCCCUGGGACAUAGCCAUGGCUGCCCUCUACCUCACUGCUGAGACAGGUCCUGUGCGUGCAAAGCUGGCGCCGUCAGAGCUGGGCAUCGAUGCCGGGGACCUCAACCCGAUGAAGAGGAUGGGGGACGCCUGGGACAUAGCCAUGGCUGCCCUCUACCUCACUGCAGAAACUGGUCCUGUGCGUGCAAAGCUGGCGCCGUCAGAGCUGGGCAUCGAUGCCGGGGACCUCAACCCGAUGAAGAGGAUGGGGGACGCCUGGGACAUAGCCAUGGCUGCCCUCUACCUCACUGCAGAAACUGGUCCUGUGGGUGCAAAGCUAGCGCCGUCAGAGCUGGGCAUCGAUGCCGGGGAUCUCAACCCGAUGAAGAGGAUGGGGGACGCCUGGGACAUAGCCAUGGCAGCAAUCUAUCUCACAGCCGACACUGAUUGUAUGGGGGACGCAUGCGACAUUGCCAUGGCUGCUCUCUGCCUCAUGCUCAUACAGUGUAUGGGGGACGCAUGGGACAUUGCCAUGGCUGCUCUCUGCCUCAUGCUGAUACAGCUGUACCUGGGGCAAGCUGUACCUGGGGCAAGCUGUAUCUGGGGCAAGCUGUACCUGGGGCAAGCUGUACCUGGGGCAAGCUGUACCUGGGGCAAGCUGUAUCUGCUGCUGCCGCUUCCCUACCUCCGCCUCAGAGGGCCGAGCAGAAGCAAGCUCUUACUCCUUCGUUUCACCCUCUCCCCCUCCCAAUAUCCCCACCCCCCACUUCCUCCCCAUGCCCCCUCCCCUCCCCACACGCCCCCCCCCCUCCCCCCCCCCCCCCCCUCUCUUCCACUGGAACCCUUUCCCCCUCCGCCCCCCUAUCCCCCUCCGCCCCCCUAUCCCCCACCCCCCUCCCUCUCCCCCAUCGUGCACCUGCCAGGGAAGUAUGUGAACGGGGCGACACUGGUGGUGGACGGAGGGGGCUGGCUGUACCGGCCGCGUGUGUUUGACAAGGAGGUCAUCCGGGAGGUGUCUCGAGCCGUGGAGCGCCGAUCCAGACAGGCUGCACCUGGGGCAGGCGCACCUGGCGACGUGCUCUACUGCGCGCCGACACUGCACAUCCUCGCCCUCUUCCUCUGUCUCACUCCUUACCUUGUUCUCUACCGCCGCUCCCCUCCCCUUCAGGCGCCGCGCCGUGCCCUACUGCGCGCCUACAUUGCUCUGCACAUCAUCGCCCUGUUCCUCUUCCAGCUGCCUCUCUCACAGCAAUGGUGGCCCUUCGAGCAGUGGGGUCAGACACUUGGCCUCUUCCAAUUGGACGUGAGGGAGAUUCUGGAUCGGCAGCAGUUGCUGCAUGUGCUGGAAACGGCUCUCCUGCUCUCCGCCUUCGCACUGCUGUCUUCCCAUCGCUCCCUCGCUUCCUCCCAUCAUUCUUCCCGCACUCGGCCCUCCUCCCGCCCACCCUCGUCCCACGCUCGCCUGCACCUGCACCCAACCCCCAGCCACUUCCCCCAAAAUUCCUCCCAAACCUCCGCCUUGCUCAGGCCGAGCCUGCCUCUUCUAGCUUCGGAAGCAUCCCAGAUUCUGUAUCAGGUGAUUGAGGAGGAGGAGGAGGAGGAAGGGGAGGAUGCGGCUGGGGAGGAGGGGGAGGAGGAGGAGGGUGGGGGAGGGGAAUGGGAGCUGGAGCAACAGGAGGAGGUAGCUGCAAGAGCGCUAGCUGCUAGAGUGAGAGGGACAGGUGUGGGGGGAGGUGUGCAGUGGAGAGGGGGGGCACAGGCGAGGAGUAAGGUUGAGAGCAGGGAGCAGCAGAGAGGAGAGAAAGGGGGGAAUUGGACGGGGGAGAGGGAUGUCCCGUUGAGGCAGCUGGGAGCAGGCAGUGCUUCAAGAGUAGAGGAGUUGAUGGGGGAAGAAAGCGACCCUGCAGAUGUUGAGGAUGACAAUGGGAAGAGGCUCAGACGCCAGUUUACCGCACUGUCGUGGUCGUCCACAUCCCAGCGGCUCUCAUCGUACCUAGUUAACAUCACGCCUGCUCCAUUCCUUUCUCUUGCCACCAUCUGCCAAACUAUUGGGCUGCAUCGCUUCCCCAAUCCAGCCCUCCCCCUUGCUUUCCACUUCACCACAGCACUCCUCCUCACAGCCUAUGUCUUAGCCUGCACCGCCAUGCUUGCCUCUUCUCCCUCCUCCUCUGCCUCUACUGCCUCCUCUUCCUCCUCCUCCUCUGCCUCUACUGCCUCCUCUUCCUCCUCCUCCUCUGCCUCUACUGCCUCCUCUUCCUCUUCCACCUCUGCUGCAGAUGCUUCUGCUGUUUCUGCAGCAGGGAGCAUUGACAGGGGUGACAAUACGGGAGGGAUCAGCAGUGGUGGCGAAGCAAUGGCUAUGCCAGCAGCAGCACAGGGCAAAGAUGCAGUGGCAGCAGAAGUGGCAGCGGAACUGGCAGGAGCAGGGCUUGAUGGGUGGCUGUGCUUCCUGCUCUCCUUCUCCCUCUGGGCUGCCCGUCUGCUUGCCUUCUCUGCCUUUGUCCUCCUCGUGCUUGUCCAUGCGGCAGAUAAGCUCGCCCUCCUGCGCGCCCCGUAUGUGUUGCUGCUGGUGAUGCUGCUGGUCUACCCCUCACGGGCCCAUGCCGUCUACUCAGCCUGCAUCGCCUACUCCUCACUGCAUCUUCUACUGCUCUUUGCUGCUACUGACCCUGCCUUGGCUCGUCUCCCUCUGCCCGCUUACUGGAAAGCCCUGCUGUCACUCCUUGGCACCCCCCCCGCCCUGAUUCCCCAGGCCAUCACCCCUCCAGCAGGCAUCCUACUGCUUGCCUACGCCAUGGCCCGCGCCCGCUCCUCCCUGCAGCUCUCCACCCGCAUUCCCCCUGCCCUCACCCCCCAGGCCAACACCCCUCCAGCGGGCAUCCUCUUUCUUUCCUACGCCAUGGCCUGCGCCAGCUCCGCCCUGCAGAAAUCCCUUGCUACCACGCGCUCUCUCCCCCACCACCCCUUCCCAAGGCCGCUGCUCGAGCUAGCUGCCUCCUGCCCAAGCCUUUCUGACAUCUCAGAAAUAACCUUGCUCCCUGAUCUGUCUUUCCCCAUUCCCCGCCCCUCCUCCCCCCUGUUCCCAGGCAUCCCCCCUGCCCUGACCCCCCAGGUCAUCACCCCUCCAGCGGGCAUCCUCGUUCUCGCCUACGCCAUGGCCCGCGCCCGCUCCUCCCUGCAGAAAUCCCUCUCCGCCACACACUCUCUCCCCCACCGCCCCUUCCCGUGGCCGUUACUUGAGCUAGCUGCCUCCUGCCCGCCUCCCAUGGCUGCGGCUCUUCAGUUAAAGCCGCACCCGGACAGUCUCCUCUUGCCUCCCUCCAAAGGCCCACCAUGGCCGUAUCUCUGCUUGGCGUACCCUUCUGCCUUAGCAACAGAGGCCAACACCUACUUCAUCCUCACCGCAUUCUUCACCAUUCUAACCCAUAUGCACCCGUCUGCUGUCUCCCUCUGCUUCCUCCUGCUCCUCAUUACCUGGGUCUGGCUCUUUCUUUGGCCAUCCUCCUCCCGAACCUCCUCCCAAGCCUCACACCAGACCUCCUCCCACGCCGAAAGAUCCUCCUCUGCGUUGCACUCCUCUUCCCGAACCUCCGCCUUCCGUACCUCCGCAACAGCUCUCCGAGCCUACAUGGCGCCACUGACCGCCUCAUUUGCAGCUACGGUGCUCCUGCUUCGGUACUGUAGCUUGUACCCCGAGCUUCGAUCCAUCUUAGCCGCCCAAUUUGGGAUCGAUUUGUCUGUUCUGGAGCGGCUUGGGUUGUUUGCUCCCUUGGGGACGCCUGUCCACGUGGCAACUGCUGAUUGCACCACGUUGCUGAUCUGCCUUCGCGCUUAUUUCUGCUUUGAGGCGUUUCCAAAUGUGCAGCAACAGGGGCAGCAGCAACAGCAACAGCAGCAUGAUUCUCAAGCACACGCUGCCAGUCAGCUAAGGAGGCAGGUAUCAGGUGCACAGGCAGCAGCAGCACAUGCUACCACGGUUCCUCUCCUCUCCGCCCCUCCCUCUCGAAAGCUCCAUCUCAGUGCCAAGGGCUCGAAAUCCUUUCACUUCCCGCCUGCUGCUGCUGCUGCUGCUUCUGCUGCUGCUGCUGGUGGUUCUGCGGUUGAUGCUGCCAUUGCAGCAACAGCAGCAGGAGAAGCUUCGGCACCCGAACCAGUCGCCGAACCUGGAGGUUCGGCAGCAGCAGGGGCAACCAGCACUCCACCCCCAGUCAUCUCCUGGUCUCACGAACAAUACCCCCUUAUAGGCUUCUUCGGUUGGGUGUCAUUUUUCAAGCGCCUGCUCAUCCUACACUGCCCCACCGCCCUCCCCUGCGCGGCGUUUUUCGCUGCUCUGUAUCCUGUCAGCGCGAUAGGGUUUGGGUUCCUGCUGCUGGCGGUGUUGGGGUGUGUGAGGCUGAGGGCUGUGAGGGGCACGGCGCCGAGGUGGAUGUUCUUAUAUGGAGGGGCAGCACUGGUAGCGGAGUUUGGGUUCCAGGUGGUGGUGGCUCAGUGGGGGCUGGCGGCAUGGGUGGAACAGCACAGCACGAUUUUGCAGGUGAGGGGCAUGAAUAGGGCUGAGGGUUUAAGGGCAGGGGGGUUAAAGUUGAUGACUUUGGAGGUUGGGUUCCAGGUGGUGGUGGCAGUGGGGGUUGGCGGCAUGGGUGGAGCAGCACAGCAUGAUUCUGCAGGUGGUGGUGGUGCAGUGGGGGCUGGCGGCAUGGGUGGAGCAGCACAGCGCGAUCUGCAGUCGACUCAAAAGCAUCCCCCAUGCCGCAUCUCCUCUUUUGAGUCGACUCAAAAGCAUCCCCCAUGCCGCAUCUCCUCUUUUGAGUCGACUCAAAAGCAUCCCCCAUGCCGCAUCUCCUCUUUUGAGUCGACUCAAAAGCAUCCCCCAUGCCGCAUCUCCUCUUUUGAGUCGACUCAAAAGCAUCCCCCAUGCCGCAUCUCCUCUUUUGAGUCGACUCAAAAGCAUCCCCCAUGCCGCAUCUCCUCUUUUGAGUCGACUCAAAAGCAUCCCCCAUGCCGCAUCUCCUCUUUUGAGUCGACUCAAAAGCAUCCCCCAUGCCGCAUCUCCUCUUUUGAGUCGACUCAAAAGCAUCCCCCAUGCCGCAUCUCCUCUUUUGAGUCGACUCAAAAGCAUCCCCCAUGCCGCAUCUCCUCUUUUGAGUCGACUCAAAAGCAUCCCCCAUGCCGCAUCUCCUCUUUUGAGUCGACUCAAAAGCAUCCCCCAUGCCGCAUCUCCUCUUUUGAGUCGACUCAAAAGCAUCCCCCAUGCCGCAUCUCCUCUUUUGAGUCGACUCAAAAGCAUCCCCCAUGCCGCAUCUCCUCUUUUGAGUCGACUCAAAAGCAUCCCCCAUGCCGCAUCUCCUCUUUUGAGUCGACUCAAAAGCAUCCCCCAUGCCGCAUCUCCUCUUUUGAGUCGACUCAAAAGCAUCCCCCAUGCCGCAUCUCCUCUUUUGAGUCGACUCAAAAGCAUCCCCCAUGCCGCAUCUCCUCUUUUGAGUCGACUCAAAAGCAUCCCCCAUGCCGCAUCUCCUCUUUUGAGUCGACUCAAAAGCAUCCCCCAUGCCGCAUCUCCUCUUUUGAGUCGACUCAAAAGCAUCCCCCAUGCCGCAUCUCCUCUUUUGAGUCGACUCAAAAGCAUCCCCCAUGCCGCAUCUCCUCUUUUGAGUCGACUCAAAAGCAUCCCCCAUGCCGCAUCUCCUCUUUUGAGUCGACUCAAAAGCAUCCCCCAUGCCGCAUCUCCUCUUUUGAGUCGACUCAAAAGCAUCCCCCAUGCCGCAUCUCCUCUUUUGAGUCGACUCAAAAGCAUCCCCCAUGCCGCAUCUCCUCUUUUGAGUCGACUCAAAAGCAUCCCCCAUGCCGCAUCUCCUCUUUUGAGUCGACUCAAAAGCAUCCCCCAUGCCGCAUCUCCUCUUGUUCAAAUGGCUGGGCUUAUAUGAAGACACUGCUAUUAGUUGCACUCACUGUAGCAGGAGGGCGAAUGUGGGCUUUAACGUCUGGUUGUACUGCCAAAUCGGUGCUCCUAGCAGCUUGCCUGCUCCACCAUGCCUCCUGCCACUGGCUUGCCGAGCUUCCUCCGGAGCUUCGGGCCGACCCUAAGCGCGAGCUGUGCAUGCUGUUUGUGCCUCCCGAAGCUGUGGCUGCGGCUCGGCAUGCUGCUUCGGUGCAUGCAGAGGAGAUGACGGUGAGAGGGGGAGAGGAGGGAGGAUUAGGGAGGGGAGUGGGAGGGGGAGGAGGAGAGGUGGGAGGAGGAGGGGAAGGGGGGGGAGGAGGAGGAGGAAGAGGAGGAGGAGGAGGAGGAGGAGGAGGAGGAGGAGGAGGAGGAGGAGGAGGAGGAGGAAGGGGAGGAGGGGGAGGAGGGGGAGGAGGAGACAGCACAGAGAAGGACGCACUGAAGGAUUUCACCCCUCCCCAAAGCCAGAUUGGGAGAGCCGGGGAAGGAGGAGGUGGAGGUGGAGGGGGAUCAAAACGGGCAUAUAAGCUGAUUAGCUUCCGGUCGUGGAGUGUGGGGGACUUGGAGAAACGAGCACGAGGUGCUGCUGAUGUCUCCUCCUCUGCCUCCUCCUCUUCCUCAAUCUCCUCCUCUGUUUUCUCUCUCGGAGGGUCUUGGAGGCGAGGCGAGAAGGCAGUAAGUGGUGCUUCCCUGGAACGGCAUGAGGAGGAGGUUGAGGUUCAGGCAUGUAGCGUGGAAGAGGGGGAAGAGGAGGGUGAGGGGGAGGGGGAGGGGGCGGGGAAGAGUGAGAAGGGGAAGACAGAGGAAGGGAAAAAUGGCAGGGGCACAGGGGGGAUUGAUAAGAUUGGAUCUGCGUAUGAUGAUGAAUUUGAUGAGGAGGAUGAAUAUGAUGAGGAGGAUGAGGAUGAGGAGGACCAAUCAGAGGAGGCGCGGCGGUAUCGGCAGCAGCUGCGGUCGAUGUGGGCAGCGGUGCAAAACACAGUGGCACAUUUCUUCUCACUCUACGGAUUUCACGUGGUCGUUCUCUUCCUGCUGGUCGCCAGUUUCGCAGUCAAGAAAAUUGUCUCGCUGCUCUACACAGCAGUUGUCGGCCUCUGCAUCGCCCUCCCUCUCCACCUCACCCCUCCGUGCCUGAGCUGCGCCUGUGAUGCUGUGGUCGUGCUCUUCCUGCUGGUCGCCAGUUUCGCAGUCAAGAACAUCGUCUCGCUGCUCUACACAUCCAUCGUUGGCCUCUGCAUCGCUCUCCCUCCCCGCCUCGUGCGCCUGCUCUGGCCGCUCCUUGUAGUCACCUUCGCUGCAAUCACCCUCUGGCAGUACUACAUGCUCGCCGGCCCCCCUCCCUUCAACCAUCCCCCUGCAUCCCCUCCCAUGCACACCCCUCCUGUAUCCCGUUCCUUUCACUACUUUUCUAGACCCCCUCCCUUGGACAAGCCUGGAACGCUACUGAAUCCCCAGUCCCCUCAAGACAACCAGCGUUCGCUUCUGGGUGUCGUCCUCCGGCUGCAGCCACAUCUCAGCUCUCUCUACUUUCCACCACAGCCACGUCCUAGCUCUUUCCCCUUCUCCCCACAACCACACCCUAGCUCUCCCUUCAAUCCGCCUGCCUAUUCCCCCAAUAGUCCUGCCGCAACUGCCAGGACUGCUGGCUCAGCACGGACUCACAGGACCCCACCUGCUGGGACUGCUGGCUUGGUGAGUGCGGUUGGGCUGGGUGCAUAUAGUCGUUUUCCUUUCAUCGGUAAUCAUGCACUUCCUUCCCACCUCUUCUCAUAUUCAUGCACUUCCUUCCCACCUCUUCUCAUAUUCAUGCACUUCCUUCCCACCUCUUCUCAUAUUCAUGCACUUCCUUCCCACCUCUUCUCAUAUUCAUGCACUUCCUUCCCACCUCUUCUCAUAUUCAUGCACUUCCUUCCCACCUCUUCUCAUAUUCAUGCACUUCCUUCCCACCUCUUCUCAUAUUCAUGCACUUCCUUCCCACCUCUUCUCAUAUUCAUGCACUUCCUUCCCACCUCUUCUCAUAUUCAUGCACUUCCUUCCCACCUCUUCUCAUAUUCAUGCACUUCCUUCCCACCUCUUCUCAUAUUCAUGCACUUCCUUCCCACCUCUUCUCAUAUUCAUGCACUUCCUUCCCACCUCUUCUCAUAUUCAUGCACUUCCUUCCCACCUCUUCUCAUAUUCAUGCACUUCCUUCCCACCUCUUCUCAUAUUCAUGCACUUCCUUCCCACCUCUUCUCAUAUUCAUGCACUUCCUUCCCACCUCUUCUCAUAUUCAUGCACUUCCUUCCCACCUCUUCUCAUAUUCAUGCAUGCCCGUAUUUCCCGUACCUGCCCGCUCUGUCAUGCAACCCGUUUAGUAUAGUCGGUUUGUAUAAGUACGACUAUGGGCUGAGGAUGGACACGAGGAGUGCAGUGGUCGAUCUGACCAUGUUUGUGCUCAUCACUCUCUUGGCUCACAGCCUCCGAUCGGAGCUCUUCCAGCAAGUGCUGCUCUUCACAACCAAGCAGGAGGUGAGGCACCAGCAUUGCCUCAGAUCCGACCUCUUCCAGCAAGCAGGAGGUGAGGCAAGGCACGAGGCAUGGGUAGGCGGGAAUGGGAACGGCAGCGGGCAGGAAAGGUGCUGGCGGCGUGGCAGGGGGCAUCUGUGGCAGCUCAACGCCCACGUGUCCCUCUACUCCCCUUUGCUCCCUUCUCCUAACAGGGGAGCGGGACAGGCAGAGAGCAGCGGAGAUGGUGGCUGCGUGGCAGAGGCAGCAUCUGCGGCAGCUCAACGCCCCCCUGGUUCCCUAUCUCCCUGUGACUUCACUCCACCUCUCUCCCCCUCCCAUUUCCCUUUCUACCAGGAGCGGGACAGGCAGAGAGCAGCAGAGAUGGUGGCGGCGUGGCAGAGGGAGCAUCUGCGGCAGCUGCAGCAGGCGGAGGAGAGGCGGCGGCAGCGCAGCGAGGAGGUGCAGCGCAUGAAGGAGGGUAUGCGCCGCCUCCACUCCCACCUCGCCCUCCUCAACUUCCCUCAGUCUGAAAGCCCUGGUGUGAGAGGGGGUGUGGCUGGGUCCAGGGCGGUUAGGCUGGCGCAACAGCAUCAGCAGCAGGUGCUGCAACUGAUGCUGGCACAGGGGAGGGUGGGAGGAGGAGGAGGGGGGGAGAGGGGAGAGGGUGGCGCAGGAGGGGGGCGAGGGUCGGUGCAGCGGUGUGGAUGGGAGGAUCUGCCUUGUGAUUCGUCAGCAGCUGCAGUUGUUCAGAAUGAGGUCCAGAGUGGUGCAGAUGGUGCUGGUUACGGUGGUGGUGCUGCUGCUGCUGCUGCAGCAGCUGAAGUUGUCACUACCACCACCACCACUGCUCGUGCCACAUACCACCUACCCCAAUCAACCACUUCAAACACAGCAGGUCAACCCCCUCCCACUGCCCUUCUUCCUCCCGCCGCACUCUCCUCUCCUCACCCCAUACCAUCCAGUACCUUAUCCACUCCCUCACCCUCCCCUACGUAUUUCCUUCCCCUACUCUACCCUUCUUCCUCCAACACCACCUCCCCAGUUGUACCUCCCCCAGCUGGCCCCUCCCCCGUGGGUCCUGUGCUGUCUGACAGUACAGAAUCCCCCAUGCUCCCUCCUGCUUGUACUGGUCCCUCUUAUAACGCGGUCAUGGAGAGGGCUAGGGCUGCUUCUGGAAGGGGAUUGGUUGAUAGGGAAGGGGAGGUGUGGGGAGGAGGAGAAGCGGGAGGGAGAGUUGAGGGGGUGGCAACAGCACCCCCUUCAGUCUCCCCAGAUACAGGAGCAGCACCAGUCACAGGAGUGGCAGCAGCAGCAGCAGCAGCAGCAGCAGCAGCAGCAGCAGCGCCACCAGGAAUGUCAGUAGCAGUGGCAAUACCACCAUCAUCAACAUCAUCACCCUCAGUAGCAGUACCACCAGCAGCAAGAGAGGUAAGGUUACGGGGAUCAUCCCUCUCCUCCCCUCCCUCCUCCUCUGCUCCUGGCGCUUCCUCCACCCACCCUCCCAGCACCGCCAACACAGGUGCCGCUAUCAGCCGAUGGAAGCGGGCGGCAGGGGGCCUGGUCGGGCGGCGGAGCGGGCGGCUGAUUCCGGCUGGUAUGCAGCAGAUGAUUGGCCAGGGGGUGGCUCAGGUGCAAUCCAUGGUGAUUGCGGGGCUAGAGGAUCUGCUAGAUUUGGAUUCGGAAGGAGGGGAGAUUGGUGGAGCGGGGUUGAGUGCGGUGAGAAUCGAUGGAGGUGGUGGCGGGGCGAGCAGGCUCGGGUUGAGUGCGGUGGAGAGCGGUGGGAUGGGAGUCACAGGUGUGGGGAGUGAAGGGUUGAGCAGCUCUGGUGGUGGUCUUUAUGAGGGUAGCCUGGGUAGGCUAGACGGGGGUAGUGUUGGCGUUUCAAGUGUGGGUGUUGUUUCGAAUGCCAGGCCACGCAGCAGUAGCUGCAAUUGGCCUGAUCCCUCUUCUUGUGAGGGGACUCAAACUCCGGUGGGUGAUUAUGACUCACAAUCUCAGCGGCUGGAAGGUGAGAGUGCGGGGUUCCUUGCGAGUGCCAGGCCGCACAGCAGUAGCUGCAAUCGGCCCAAUCCUUCUUCUAGUGAGGGGAAGGAGGGAGGGCCAGACAGUUUGAGUGCAGCACAGAGCUCUGAUAUCCUCCUAAUAAGCAGUGAGGUGGAUGUGUCAGCUGUGGCUGAUGCGCUGCCAGCUGUGCUAGAAGAAGGACCAGACACUUUGAGUGCAGCGCUGUGCCCUGACAUCCUCCCAGAAACACGCCUUGUCAGCAGUGAGGUGGAUGUGUCAGCUGUUGCCGAUGCGCUGCCAGCUGUGCUAGAAGAAGGAUCGGGCCAAUCAGACGCCAGUGCUGUUCGGAGGGACGUUUUGGGGAAUGAGAUUGUAGAGGAGGGGGCGGUGACUGGUGAUGGCGGUGUGGGAGCAUCAGGGUUUGCAGGAGAGGGAAUGGGAGAAAUUGUUGAGGGGUUGAGCAGGGGAGGGGAAAGUGGAGAGCGAGUGGAGGAGAGGGGGGUGAGUGCUUCUGAGGCUGCUGCUGCUGCUUCCAUAGCAGCAGGAGGAGGGUUUCAGCCAGCAGCAGCACCGUCUGCUUUUGAGAAUUCUGAAAAGCCGUUGAGUGCACCAGAGGCUGCUGCUGCUGCCAUAGCAGCAGGAGGAGGGUUCCUGGAAGCAGCAGAAGCAGCUGCAGCUGCUGUGUUGAGUCGGCAUGGGUCGACGGUAACAGCAGGAGAGGGGAAGGGCCCAAGGGGGAGGGAUAGGGGGAGCGGAUUUGGAGGAGGGGGAGUGGCAGUGGGAGAAGGGAUGGGUCAAGGCAUGGGAGGAGAACGGACAGGAGAAUGGAUGGUCGAAAGGACAGGUGUAACAGCUGCAGCAGCAGAAGGACCAGCAGUUGGUAACAAUGUAACCACCACCUCCCUUCCCUUCUCCUCCUCCUCCGCCCUCACCACCACUCCCGUCGCCACCACCUUUCCCUCUCCCUCUCCCUCCUCCCCCACCCGCCCCCGGGCCUUCUCCCGGCUGCGAUGGCUCCUCCACUCGAACAGCGACGUGGUAACCGGCGCGUUCAUGGUAACCGCAUUUUGCUGGAACCUCUCCCUCUCCACCCUCGUGUUCCCGCUCGCUCUCUUCCUGUACGCGCUCGUGUCGAACCCGUCUCCCGGCCCGAGGUUCUGGAGGGGAAUGUUGGUUUAUUCCGAGGUGCUGAUUGCGCUGGAGUAUCUGUAUCAGAUCCCCACGCAUGAUGGGUGUGCGAGCUGGGCGGGGGGGAAUGGAGCGGGAGGGAGCGGGAAAAAGGGAGGGGGCGGUGGAGGGGGUGGUGGAGGAGGAGGAGGAGUGGGAGGGGGAGGGGGAGGGGGAGGGUUUGCUGGGUGGAUAAGGGCGGGGUUUGGAAUGGAUGGUUUGGAUAGGCUGUUUGCUCUGUUAGGCGUCCGCCCCUACCCGAGCUGGUUCGUUUGGAAUGUGCUUCCUCUCUUUGCAGUCUACCUUGCUCUGCUUGUUCAGACCGCUAUUUGUCAACGGAACAGGCAGUCUAAGGAUGCUAAGGAAACUAGGGUUUCUGGGGAGGCUAGAAGCUCUGUGAAGGUUGGCAGACCAGAGGGGGAGGAAGAGGAGGAGGUGAGGUUUGGAAGUGACCGUGGCUCGGAUGGUGGUUCGGGUCGAGCUGGACAGGGAGUGGGUGGGGGAGGAGGCGGAGAGAGAGGGGAUAGGGAAGAGAGAGGGGGUUGGACUGAGGAGGGUGGUUUCUGGGGUGGAUUGAAGGGCAUUGCGAGGGUGGUUGGUCGGCUGGUUGGGGUCAGCCAGGCUGUUCACGUGCAUGCUUACGUGGACUGCGAUGCUGACGUGGACACUGCUGACAAGGAUGAUGAUGGUGCUGACGUGGAGGCAGCUUCGCCACUGCUGGGCCGCAGCACGCGUGCAUCCACGUUCCCGCAGUCAUCCUUCCAAACAGCCUCUCACUCGCCUGGUCAAGCACAUGCUCCAGCCUUCCCUCUCACCCCAGAUGGGUGGUCGGCCAAUCAGAUGCUGCCAGGUGUCAUCGAGGGGGCGUUCAACUUUGUGCUAUCGCAUGCUGAUGACGCGGCAGCACCUGCUGAUGUGGCAGUGCCUGCUGACGUGGCAGUGCCUGCUGAUGUGGCAGGAGCUACACAGAGGAGAGGAGGCCAUGGUGGAGUGCAUAGCGUGCAAUGCUCUGGCUCUCUCAACACCACCGCAUUCAACACCUCUGCCCCUGCAGCAGCCAACCCACAUGAAACAGUGAACGCUCCGCCUCCUGUUGCUCCUUCUGCUGCCGGUGCACGUGGCCGAAGGGAGAUAGACCUAUACCCCUACAUCUUUUGUGUCGACAUCCUCGCGUUCUUCUACGUGGGGCUCUUCUACCAGUCGGCUGUGCCAUGCCGUGGUCGCAGGGAGGUGGAUCUAUACCCCUACAUCUUUUGUAUCGACAUCCUCGCUUUCUUCUACGUGGGGCUAUUCUACCAGUCGGCUGUGCGAGACAGGUCGCCCUUUGAGGAGGUCAUUCACACGGGGGACCAGUUCCCUUACAACUAUGUGGCUGUGCUCAUGACGCAGUUCUUCCUCAUAGUCACCAACCGCAUCCUCUACCUGGUCUUCUCCGCCCCCCUGCGCAUCCUCUACCACCUCACAUCCCUCCUCCUGCACCUCGGCUACCCCAUGCGCCUCUUCUGGAACGCCAACCUCAUUGCCUCCCACAACACCAUCCGGGCCUACCUCGCCAUCAAGUCCAUCUCCCUCGCGCUCUCAGCGCUGCAACUGAAGCACGGCCCGCCGGGACCGGCUAGCAAGGCGACGCCGUUUCUGACUAGGAGGGCCACGUGGCUGCGCUGGCAGCUGUUCCGGGUCUACCGCAUGCUGCCGUUUCUCUACGAGCUCCACUUGAUUCUCGACUGGUGGUGCACGAAAACAACUCUGCCUCUGUAUGACUGGCUCAAGCUGGAGGACAUAUACGCCAGUCUCUACCUCGUCACCUGCGAUCGCAAGAUAGCACGUGCAGGGCACAAGCCGGGGCAGCCGCAGGGGUGGGGGGUGAAGCUCAUGGGGGGUGCCUUCUUCUUCCUCGCUUUAGUCACAGUCAUCUGGGCGCCCAUGCUGAUCUACAGCAGCGGCAACCCUGCCAACUACCCCAAUCUGGUCACAGACGUGCGAGUCAAUCUGAUCCUGCAGACCUGCUCCGGCUCCUUCCCCAUCUUUGAAGGAGGGCAAGAGCGCCUGCUGCUAGAUCCUCUGCUCAGCCCAGGACCUGCAACCCCUUUUCAGCUCACAGAUCCACAGCAGCUGCAGGAGAUGCGUUUCCUGGAAGGUUCCUUCUCAGGUGUUCCAGAGGAAGGUUCCUUUGCUGGUCGGGAAGAGGAGGACGGUUCUUUGGGGGUUUCUGGAAGGUUCCUGGAGUAUCCUGAGGGGAUGGCGGCUUCUGUGGCAAUGGAGCAGGAUCCGGAGGAAGGUUCGCAGGAAGCUGCUAAGGAUGCAGUGGAAGGUUCCUGGAACCAGGGCUCCUACAGGGAUGAAAGUCGUCGCACACUCACUGAAACUGAGUACUCUGGUAGUAGAACGCCUUAUAGUGGUAGCGGAUCUUCUUAUAACGAGUCGGUCCCACAACAUGAGCAUGUGCUUGUUGUACCCUUUACAAGCAUGCCCAAUGCAUUGCACCACAGCAACCACCACGGUUCAGCUGCUGACAGUACUAGUUUUAAUGUACAGCUACCAGCAGCCACACAGUCUCCUCCUCUUCCCCCUUCCUCUCCUCCCAUCCCUGCCUCCUCUCCUCCCCUCUCUCCACCCUCUCCCCCACCCCCACCUCGAAUUCCCUCCUGGAACGUCUCAGACGACCCUAUCCUGAAUUCCACGGGGUAUUUACCCGUCGAUAUGCGCCUGGUGUGCGUUUACCCCGACUCCCUCUCCCUCUUCCAGCUAACACCCCCCGCUGAGAGCCGGCUAAGAGAAGCACUUAGAAGAUCGGCCACAGGAGGAGGGGGCGGCAGAAGCAGAGGAAGGAUAGGCGGAAAGUAUAGAGUGAACGGAGGGAGAAGAAGAGAUUUGUCAGGAUCAUCACACGUAGAAAAUUCCUUCCCGUAUCGCCGAAUUCAACCUUCACUUCCCUCCAUCCAACCAGCCUCCUCCCGUCGCUCCCUCCAAGCCUCUUCCCAAGCCUCUCUCUCCGGUCCGCCAGACCCGUGUGCGCCAAGCCUUAUCGUCCAAUGGUGGUUCACACGCCCCCGCCCUGUACGAAGGGAGGUGGCAUCAUGGGAGGAGGUCUAUUCCGGCCUGCCCCCCGCUCUGCUUACUGAUGGGCUGCUGGGGAUGCUGGAGGGGAGGAAAGCACCUGCUAGGCUACUGGAGGGGAGGAAAGCACCUGGCGUUGGGGGUAAUGGUGGUGGGGCCUUGGGGUUGCUGCUGCCAGAGUUAUAUCCGGUCUACUGGAAGCUUCCUGGGUUCGGCAGGGCGAGAGAGCUGGAAGCUUCCAAGGUCCGUUCUGCCUGCUGCCUGCAACUGCAAGAUGACUCAACCACCACCAGCGGCAGCAGCAGCAGCAGCAGUGGCAGCAGCAGCAGCAGGAAUGGAGGAAGUGGUAACAGCCGUUGGUGGGUGCUACACUGUGCUCCUCUCCCUCCCGACUCCACUGGUACUCUCGGUGUGUGUUCUUACAACACAUCACAAAACUCCACCCUUUCACGUGGUAGCAUUGGGUGGGGCAGCAGCAGCAGCAGAUGGGGCAGUGGCGGUUGGGGCAGCAGAAGGGAGGGAGCAGAGGUGGAGAUGCGAGGAGAAGGAAAGGGUGGGAGUGUUGCAGAGAGGGGGGGGAGGCUGGAGGACA
Closterium sp. Naga37s-1 is the source of this 15925-nucleotide messenger RNA. Lineage: Eukaryota; Viridiplantae; Streptophyta; Zygnematophyceae; Desmidiales; Closteriaceae. The record is from the annotation of a GenBank genome assembly.